This is a messenger RNA of Lachancea fermentati, 348 nucleotides long. Lineage: Eukaryota; Fungi; Ascomycota; Saccharomycetes; Saccharomycetales; Saccharomycetaceae. The record is from the annotation of a GenBank genome assembly.
AUGUCAGCAAACCCCAACGAUAUUACUGCUAAAUACACGUCUUUACAGCACGAACUUGAAGAGCAUGUUAUUGCUAGACAGAAACUAGAGACUCAGCUGCAAGAGAAUAAAAUAGUUCAAGAUGAGUUUGAAACUUUAAAAGAAGACUCACAAGUGUACAAACUCACUGGUAACGUCUUGCUGCCUGUAGAGCAAGACGAAGCCAAGAGUAAUGUACUCAAGAGGCUUGAAUUUAUAAACACUGAAAUCAAGAGAUGUGAGGACAACAUCAAAAGUAAACAAACUCAGCUAGAACAGCUUAGAUCGGAAAUUAUCAAGUUGCAAGCUAGUCAAAGUCCUCAAGCAUAA